Pyrus x bretschneideri (Chinese white pear) is the source of this 1152-nucleotide messenger RNA. RefSeq names its product axial regulator YABBY 5. Lineage: Eukaryota; Viridiplantae; Streptophyta; Magnoliopsida; Rosales; Rosaceae. The transcript is spliced from 7 exons. The record is from RefSeq and is a predicted model, not a curated record. Gene Ontology annotation, cellular component: nucleus. Gene Ontology annotation, biological process: abaxial cell fate specification; multicellular organism development; cell fate commitment. The coding region runs from base 317 to 883 and encodes 188 amino acids.
UCCCGGUCCCAGCAUUCCUUGCCUGCCCUCGCCACUUCGUAACCCACUUUUUUUUAAUCAUUAUACUUCCUUACCCCUCACCCCUUACCACUUACCUUACCCUCCUACCCCUCUUUCUCUCUCUCUAAAUUUCUAGCUCUAUAUAUGUUAGCGAUUGAGGUAUCGAGUGAAAGUAUAUAACCUAUCUACAAAACAAGGAGUGGUUGAGAAAGAAGAAAGUGCAAUUUGUAAAAGCUGCUGAGCUUGGUUUGUUCAAGGAAAGGAGGAGUUUCUUAAUUCGGUGAUAACUUCAUCCAGGUGAUCAUAACUAAGCGACAUGACGAGCUGCGUCGAUGUUGCGACUGAGCAACUCUGUUACAUCCCUUGCAACUUUUGCAGUAUUGUUCUCGCGGUGAGUGUUCCAUGCAGCAGCCUAUUUGACAUUGUGACCGUCCGAUGCGGGCACUGCACCAAUUUAUGGUCCGUGAACAUGGCCGCUGCCUUUCAGUCACUGUCCUGGCAAGAUGUUCAGGCACAAAACUACAACUAUAACUCUCAGAAUUACCGGAUUGAUUCGGGCUCCUCUUCCAAAUGCAACAAGAAGAAUGCAACCAAAGACCCAACUUCAGAUCAUGUCACUGAGGAAAGGGGUGUGAAUCGACCUCCCGAGAAGAGGCAACGUGUACCUUCUGCAUAUAACCAGUUCAUAAAGGAGGAGAUUCAAAGGAUCAAGGCUAAUAAUCCAGAUAUUAGCCAUAGAGAGGCUUUCAGCACUGCUGCCAAAAAUUGGGCGCACUUCCCUCAUAUUCAUUUUGGCCUGAUGUUGGAGGCCAACAAUCAGGCUAAGCUGGACAAGGACCCUGAGAAACAUCUUAUGUCAAGGCCUGCACUACUGAAUAACUGAUGGCCACGAUAAUUUCAGGCAAAGACACUCGGUCAUAUCAAAAUUGUUCUUCGUAUACAGGAAUUGCCUUGACUGAUCUACUGGGUUGUUUCUUAAGGACAUUUCAAUAUCCUUCUUCUUUGUACUUGUCAAGUCCCCCUUAUUAGGGUUUCUAUGUGACUUAAAAUUAAGUAAUACGCUACUUUGCUUAAUUUAAUUUGUCAUCUUCAUCAAUCUUGAUUUCCUAAUGACACAAUGACAUUAUAUUAAAUAAAUUUCCCUUUUGUUAA